This is a messenger RNA of Penicillium cinerascens, 1434 nucleotides long. RefSeq lists its product as uncharacterized. The record is from RefSeq and is a predicted model, not a curated record. Lineage: Eukaryota; Fungi; Ascomycota; Eurotiomycetes; Eurotiales; Aspergillaceae. Bases 1 to 1434 code for a protein of 477 amino acids. The transcript has 7 exons.
AUGGGUGGGCUACCUCUAUGGAGAAGCCCAUUGUCAAAGUCGAGUGACCGGCGCGGUCAAGCAGUUGAGGGCGUGGCCGAUGUCACAACCCAAGAUGAGACCCUCUUUGAGAACCCACAGUUUGAGCACUAUGAAGCAACCUCCAAUAUUCAGCUGUUUUUUGAUCUCUUUUUCGUUGCAAAUUUGACCUCGUUCACAAACGCCCAUGAGAUUAACAGCUCACAGAAAAUGGGCUCCUACAUCGGUUUCUUCUGCAUCUUGUGGUUUACUUGGGCUCAGGUGACUUUGUACGAUGUCCGGUUUGCUACAGAUAGCGUUCUCGAAAGUGUCGCCCACACCUGUCAUUCCGGAGUUAUGGUAGGGCUCGCGAUCAUUGGACCCGAAUUUUUGACGGAAGAUGAUGGAUGGGGACCCCCGCAGCAGCUGUCACUCAUCCUGAUGGCGAGCCGUGUGGUUCUGUUUUGUCAAUAUGGUUCAACUCUGUUCUUUACCUGGAGGUACCGCGCCACCCGUUUACCAUUGAUGGGAGUGAUGGUGUCCCUAUUCAUUGCCGCCAUCAUCUAUCUUGGUGUAUCCUUUGCAUUUUACCGGACGGCGUCCAACGCCUAUAUUGCGUGGUAUGUUGUCGCCGUGAUAGAAGUUGGGGUUAACUUGGCCCUUGCGGCCCGCUGGAAAGCCAUAUCAUUCGAGAAAACACAUCUCGUGGAGAGAUUGACUUGCCUGACACUGAUUAUCCUGGGCGAGGGCAUCAUCGGCCUGACCAAGACAAUUGUCAAGAUUGAGACCUUCGACCUCAAAUUCACCUCUGCAGACAUUGGUUCUGUCAUAUCGGCAGUUCUGGUUAUUAAGGGGGGUUCGACCGAAGGUCUGCUCACUACGCUGAAUGACACAGUUCAUACCAUCUACGAGAGAUUCCCCUCCACACAGAAUGUGUUUGAUGAGGUCGAAGCAUCCUUGGAUGCAGUCAUGAACCAUGCUGCUAACACCACAGAUGAGGAGAUAAUGGAAAAUGUUCAACUGGUCUUUAGGCAGAUGACCAAAACAAUUAUUGAAGGCUUCGGCUGGGAACCACCAACUGAAAUAGCCGAUGAGGACUUUACUGCAUAUGGCAGCUCGAUCGUAUCCAUAUUCAACCUUACUUUUGGAUACUUCUGCGUCUGCACCGGCCUUGUCUGUUUGAUAAUAGGUGUCCUCACAUUACUGUCACACAGAUAUCGUUCCGGCCAUUCUAGUUUACGGUAUAUCAGUAUCGGUGCCAACAUCCUCGUUGGGCUGGGUAUUGCUCUACUGAGCACCGCGGUCUUAACCGAUGCGGCAGGGAACCUGGGUACAACGCCCUGGACUCUUCCUGCGCUCACACUAAUAUUGCUCGCUUUGAUUCUCUUGCACCAUUUGUCGGUGGCGCCUCCGAAGCCUGAAUCGAAGGAUAACUAG